AACGUUUAAGGUUACCGAGUCUCCGCAUGAUAUUUAUUCGUACUGCUUGAAAAUUUUAUAGUAAGAAUGCAGGUACGGCCCCACUUUCCAGAAUACAGCAUGGCUCGCCUGGAUCUCUGCCUAAAAAUGCUUCGUUGUGCGGUGAAGAAUCAGCACUUUACCAACAAUCUGCUCUUAUCACCCUUCUCGGCGGAAAUUGCUCUUGCGAUGGCACAUCAUGGUUCCAACGGUCGAACAAAAAAGGAAAUCUCGCAAGUGUUGGGUCUCCAUGACGACUACAGUACGCUCGAUGUCGCACGUACUCUGCGCCAGAUCCACGUGGAUGAAACCGCGGACAACGGUUACGAUGAGCUUGUGCCCAACGAUAAUCACAAGCUGCAUAUGGCCAACGGUGCAUUCUUUAGCAAAGAUGUCUACCUAAGCAGAAACUACAUAGCAGAAAUGGAGAAGCUUUUCCUGUCCACCAUUCAGGACACACUGACUUCGACGAGCGCGAUGGUGCCGCGGUCUACUGUAUAA
Messenger RNA from Paramacrobiotus metropolitanus, 519 nucleotides. RefSeq lists its product as uncharacterized. The record is from RefSeq and is a predicted model, not a curated record. The coding region runs from base 67 to 519 and encodes 150 amino acids. Lineage: Eukaryota; Metazoa; Tardigrada; Eutardigrada; Parachela; Macrobiotidae. Gene Ontology annotation, molecular function: serine-type endopeptidase inhibitor activity. The transcript has 2 exons.